Molecule: messenger RNA, 1044 nt
Organism: Saccostrea cuccullata (small rock oyster)
Lineage: Eukaryota; Metazoa; Mollusca; Bivalvia; Ostreida; Ostreidae
Exons: 1
Coding region: 1-1044 (347 amino acids)
Source: RefSeq, a predicted model, not a curated record
AUGUCCUCACCAAGGUUCUACUCAUGUGUCCUAUGUUCGUCUAGACCAAAGGUCCGAAAUAGACGACCACUAACUGGAUCCAAAUAUAAAGGACUUCGGAAAUUUCUCCAACAACGUUUCCUAAUAGAAUCCUCCAAGAUAUUUGCUACUGGGAGUGUCAUCUGUAAUAAAUGUCGACUCCGCUGUUCCCGAGAAAUCCAUGCAGCUGCUGGGGAUUCACAAAAGGACUUUGCUAAACAGAACCGUAUUCCGGACACAGAUCGAGACACAGAGUACAUACCAUCCACCAAGAAAGCUAAGAAAAUACCAAAGUCACCUCCAAGCAUCACACUCCCAAUACCUUCAGUGGGAGGGAGUCAUUCUCAGUGUGCUGUUUGCAAGCGUCGUGGCCCAAAGCUAGUCGUCGUACCUAAAAAUGCUAGAUAUAACCUGUUUUUGGAAAAACUUAUUGUAUUGCCCAUUGGAGCUAGAUGUUGCCCAGGUCAUCUAUCCGAAAAUCUUUUCCACGCUCAUGCAGCAGAACAGAUUUUCCAGUCUCGAACCACAUCUGAUUUUAAUCGCUCAGAUCUAAUGGAACUUAUAACAGAGAUUCGAGAAAUUGCUUUAAGGGGAAGUGAAAAACGCAUCGAUUUUGACAGUGUAAAGUCUUUAUCAGAUUCAGACAUCUUAACUUUGACUGGGAUAACAAAAAAGAACUUAGAUGAACUUUGUUCAGAAGUUGGAGGAAGUCUGAGAGAUUCGAGUACACGCAGUGUCUGCACAUGUAUUGGCAUAUUUCUCACUAAACUAAAGACAGGAAUGCCAAAUAAAAUUCUCUGCACAUUAUUCAAUUUAGGCAGAGACUCAAUCCGUCGUGCCAUUGCAUCAGGGCGGAAAUAUCUUUCACAACAUUUUGUGCCAUCACAUCUGGGUUUUGGGCAUAUAAGCAGAGAAGAUAUUAUAUCAUCGCAUACAAGACCAAUAGCGCAAUCAUUAUUUGGAGAAGGCAAGUUUCCAGCCAUAUUAGUAGCUGACGGAACUUACAUCUACAUACAGAAGAGUUGA